UUUUUAUUGCAAAAGAUAACCCGAUUCGAACCUUCUUCAGGUGGAGUGUAAAUUUAAAGAUAGAUUACUAUAUAUUCUUAAUAUAUACGGAGUACGAGGAAUGGGUGCAUUGCAUGAGCAACUAGAUGAAGCCUUUGCUGAAAUUGAGAAGCUCGAAACAGAGAAUAAAAUCAAAGCAGAAUCAUGUGAGAGUUUCAAAAGAGCUUAUAAUGAGCAACUGAUCAAGUCUCAGACUUUAACUUCUGAACUGGCUAAGAUAACACUGUUGUUCAACACGAAAGUAGAAGAACUCUCUCUAUCAAAUCAAAGAUAUGAAGAGCUGAAGUCAAAUGUCAAAGAGAAAGAAUCUGCCAUAACACAUCUAAGUCUAGCCAAUGAUAGGCUUCGCACAGAUUCUGUCCAGAAGCUCAAGGAACUUGAAGAGGCCAACACAAGUAUAUCAAUGGCUUUAGAUGAGGCAAAUGCACGAAAUAUGGAUCAAGAACAAAAAAUUGAGUCUUUUAGAGAUGAAAUUGAAAGACUGAGGGAUUUGGCAACGGCUUCUGCGCAGAAAACUUCUUCUGAAGUCAAGAAAGGUAAAAAAGUCUAUAAUGAACUCAGACAGAAAGAUGAUGUGAUGUUGAAGCUAGAGCAGGAGAAUAUGAAGCUUGAAGAAGAGCUAAAAUGGAAGAAGGAAAAAUAUGACCUCCUAGUUCAGGCUCAUGAAAAGGUUAGGAAACAAUUCCAUCAAAAGGAGAAAGAAUGGAAACAGGAGAAAGACACAUUGUGUGAGGAGAUCUCGACUUUGCAAGUAAACUUAGAGUCCCAGUCAAGAUGUUCAGAAGACCUUCAAACCAGACUCCAUUUCUGCAAACAAGCUCUUGAUAGUGAAGAAAACAGGAGAAAAUCUAUGGAAGUUCAACUUUUAGAAUCUAAAACCUGGUUGGACAAUGUUUCUGCAGAAUAUGAGGAAGCCAAGUCAAGAAUUAUCAGCUUGAGCAAUCAAAGGGAUAAAGAAAUUGAAAAGCCAAGAGAAGCCUCAAGUCAAAAGGAUAAAAUAUACAAGGAGAUGGAUUACAAAUCCAGAAAGCUAGAACGAGAGAAUCAAGAGCUGAUGGCAUCUCUUAAAGAACUUCAAGAAGCUGGAAUCAAAGAAGCCGGAAUUUAUUCUUCAUCAUCUAAGCUCAAAAACAAAUUCAAGGCCAAAGAAGCUGAAUGGGCUUCUAAGUUAAAGAGCAAAGACAAUAUAAUAACCAUGCUUCAUGAAGAGCUACAAGCUUCCCAUUCUUUUGUGAAUUCAAUCGAAGAACAAAAGAUUCUAUUACAGAUAGAGGCUGAUAUACUCAAGGAAACACUCAAAGAAGCAAUGGAGCAGUUGGUUAGAACAAACAGUGAACUGCAAGAAGUAAAUAGUGAGCUCAAAGAAGCAAACGAAGAACUUGAGGAAAACUUCUACAAGUCAAAGGAAAUUGAGUUUGAGUUGCAGAUAUGGAGAUCUUUAGCGGAACGGCUAAAAUCCAGUCUGGAGGAAAACCACCAAAUGCGGAGAGAAGUGGAAGCUUCACUGUUUGAUCAGGUGGAUGUUGAGAUUGAACUGAGAAGGGACAGAGAAAGCCUCAUCCAGAUUCUAGCAGAGAAGGAAGAUGAAAUAAAUGAGCUCAAAGAGAAAAUAAAGAAAAGGGCGUUUCAGGAAACGUUUGAGUGGUUCGAAGAAGACUGGUUGAGGAAAGAACUUGAAAAGGCUAUUUUAACACAAGUAGAAGAAGAGAUGAACUGCAGAAGAAUAGAUGAUCUCCAGAAACUUGUGAGGACACUGGAAAUGGAGUUCCAGGAUUCAACCAGCAGCUUCUCGAGCAGACUUGUGGAUAUUCUGGAGACGACAGUCAAAGAGACAGUGGUGUCGAAAGAGAAAAAUGAUGGAAUCGCUUCAGACCUCGAAAGCAAUUUCGUUGUUUGCGGGAGCUUGAGGUCAAAGUUUGUGGGGGUGUCAGACAAGAUGCGCCAAAUGUGGAUGGAAGAUCUACAGCUGGGUAAGAAACUGGAAAGAAUUGUAGAGAAGAACAGCAGCAGAGGAGGAUUCGAUGAAUGGGCUAAUGAUCAUCCCAUGAAAGAGAACACUCACAGUCUUUCUCCAACUAAGACUGGUGAAGCUUCCAUAAUGCCUGAAGAGAGAUUGCCAUUGCGAACUAUCAACAACUAACUAAAUGGAGUUUGCUGUUACCAAAUACUCCGUAACACUAAAGGGGAGCAGCUCUCUUUACUUUGCAGCUUCCUGUCUUCUCAUCUUAUUUUUAAUCUAUUAUUACCUUUGGCAGUAGUGGUAGUAUAUAAGUUAAAAAUCACGCUUAUUCUUUUUUGUAUCUAUCAGUCUCACACAUUCCAGUCCUGUGUUUACUUAGUUUGAAGUAAAGUAUGUAACCACUUGAUUUGGGUACAAUUU
Messenger RNA from Cuscuta europaea, 2419 nucleotides. NCBI's taxonomy places the organism in Eukaryota, Viridiplantae, Streptophyta, Magnoliopsida, Solanales, Convolvulaceae. The record is from the annotation of a GenBank genome assembly.